This is a messenger RNA of Thlaspi arvense, 1543 nucleotides long. Lineage: Eukaryota; Viridiplantae; Streptophyta; Magnoliopsida; Brassicales; Brassicaceae. The record is from the annotation of a GenBank genome assembly.
AUGUUUGUCACUGAUGUGAUUUAUAAAUUGUCUGUCUGUCUCCAUACUUUUGAAAUGCAACUGCAAGCAGAAGAAGACGAAACAGGCGAAAUCAUACCAUUAGUCUUCGAUCGAGUCUCACUGAUGCUAACUUGUGCCGAAACUUGUGAUAGUUUUCGGGGGAAGGGUUGGCGCAAGUUAGCAUCGACUUUGGUUGACGAAGACCAGAUCGAGACUCUCAAAGACGAAGACUUGAUGAUUGAUUCGAUGAAAACGUCCUUAUUUGAAAUGAAGUCCUAUGAACACGAUGGAGUGGACUUGGAAGAUGGGAAGACACGGAAAGCCGGAGAUAAUAAGCCAACUCUGAGGAAGAUACCUAACCAGGCUUUGUUAUCUGGUUUAGCUUAUUGCGUUUCAUCAUGCAGCAUGAUCCUGGUGAACAAGUUUGUUCUUUCCAGCUACAACUUCAAUGCUGGGAUAUUUUUAAUGUUAUACCAGAAUUUGGUCUCAGUGAUCAUUGUGGUGAUUCUGAGCUUAAUGGGUCUUAUAACAACGGAACCACUUACCUGGAGAUUGAUAAAGGUCUGGUUUCCGGUGAACGUGAUAUUUGUUGGCAUGCUUAUCACAAGCAUGUUUAGUUUGAAAUACAUCAACGUAGCAAUGGUCACUGUCCUGAAGAAUGUGACUAAUGUAAUAACAGCAGUUGGUGAGAUGUAUCUAUUCAGCAAGCAUCAUGACAACAGAGUGUGGCUUGCUCUCUUCUUAAUGAUCAUUUCUGCAGUAUCUGGAGGGAUAACAGAUCUAUCUUUCAAUGCCGUUGGUUAUGCUUGGCAAAUUGCUAAUUGCUUCUUAACUGCAUCAUACUCUCUGACAUUGAGAAGGACCAUGGAUACGGCCAAGCAAGUUACACAAUCUGGAAACUUGAAUGAGUUCUCCAUGGUCUUACUUAAUAACACGCUUUCAUUACCGCUUGGCCUCAUUCUUUCUUUCGCUUUCAACGAGAUAGAUUAUCUGUAUAACACACCGCUUCUUCGGUUGCCCAGUUUCUGGAUGGUCAUGACACUCAGUGGACUUCUAGGUCUUGCCAUUAGCUUCACUUCAAUGUGGUUUCUUCAUCAAACCGGAGCUACAACAUACAGCUUGGUGGGAUCUCUGAACAAGAUACCUCUGUCUAUCGCGGGGAUCGUUCUUUUCAAUGUACCUACGAGUUUGCAGAACUCGGCAAGCAUACUCUUUGGUCUUGUGGCUGGAGUUGUUUUUGCUAGAGCCAAAAUGAGAGAGAAGUCUUAGAAACACAUGAAUUAAGCUUCCCUGAUUAAGUUGUUUGUGGGGUAGAAUUGGGUUUCAACAUCACAGUUAUAGUGAAAAUCGUUAACUAUUAAAGCAUUUUGCCACAUUACUCAAUGACUAGUGAUAAAGAUUUGUAGUAAAGUAUUUGAUUCUUGAGUAGUAAAGGAGUUCUAGUUUAUGUGUUUCUUGGUUUUUGACCUGUGUCACGUUUUAAGAAAAAUACAAUAUUACAUGAUAAAAGCUGGUCGGAAUUUUCGAAAACAUUUUCUUCAAC